CUUUCUGGCGAUUAAACGCGCCGCGGGUCUGGUUUUUGGCCCAGUACCUGCACUGCGGAGAAAGUGAAAAGAACUACCACUGAGUGACCCUUGUCAACAGCAACAAAGACAAAGAUAUAAUUUUCUACACACUGGAAACGACAAUGCUGUGAACAUCAUACAAUCUGCGGGCUCCCCUCUUUCCCUCUCAUCCCUUUCUUCCUCCUACUUUCCAACUAUGAGAGAGAUACUCCUGCCUGCGCAGAGCCACUUCAUACGUCGCCCUUCGCCUCUACCUAUGCAUAGACCGCAGCCAUGGCGGAGUUCAUAGCAGUCCUACAAGAAAUCAAACAACUCCCCCCAUCAGAGCACCUUCUUUGUCCGCGGCGAAAUGAUGACGACCAGGACCGAUACGAGGAUGAGCACAGUCCCGACAAUGAUCUGGCGCAAAAAGACCCUGAUCGGCUGGCCAGAUUUGAAGAGACCAAGAUCAGACGAAAGAAAUUUGUAUCAUCUCUGCAACUCUUGGCCUAUGACGGACAAGAGAGCGAGCAGUAUCAGCGGUAUAUCUGGGAUGUCCUGGACGAGGCACUAGCAAAAUGUGACAUCUGUAUCCGGGAAUACUAUGUGGCCAAAGUUGAAUUUGUGACUCAGUUGAGACAAGACUAUGAGGAAGACGAUAUCAAGACCUUCUUCGACAUUAUCAAUAGACGGGAUACAUCACGAAUUCUGCGAGGCCUCGAUGCUGCUAAGAAGACUCUCACGAACAUUCCCGAACAGCGAAGAGGCACUGGCGUGUUGGACCCAAGGGAUCUCCAUGCUCUCUUUGAGGCGCUGGUAUGCGAGGUCUUCUUGCAAGACGAAAAUCUACUACGAGACCACUUCGACGAGCCCUUUAAGAUGAUCCAAACCAAGAAGCCGCUUAAGAUGCGCGAGAUCCUUCCAGGCGCUACGAGAUUCUUGUUCAACACCAAUCCCAUUCGGCUUGUGUGGGCCACUUCGAUUUGGACACGCCUCGAUAGAUGUCCAACAGAUCUCGAGUGGGACUGGGCCAUCAAGGACUUUCUCGAGAAAAAGUUGCAGCAGGUCGCAGAUUCAAGUGACGUUUCAAGAUUAUGGAGUGCGCUCAAGCUUAUUGUCAGUAAGCUCGAUGAGCGAAUGAUCACCUACAGAUUGUUCGACCUUCCCAACUUCAGCACAACGGCCCUAAACCACCUCGCGAAGCGAACAAAUGCCGUUCCCUACAUUGUUCACACAUGGCAAAUCAUUCUGGAGAGAGCACCCGAAGCAUUCUGGCAGUCGAUGGGCUCCAUAUCGUCGCAGGCCAUCGUGGAACAGGUGUUUGCCAGUCCUUUGUACAACAAAUUUCUCCAAGAUUCCACCAGCGAUUCGGGAACGAGGGCAAAGGAUACCAAUGUGCUGUUAUGGAUUCCAUCGUUUCUCAGCUCCCUCAAGCCUGCAAAUCGUCCAGCAGCUUCCCAAACUAUUGUUGCGCAACUUUUCCAGAGGGUGGAGGACCACGAUCUCACUUUGGCUGCGAGGAUAGCAUGCUUCGAGAUGGUUGUCACCGUCCUCCUGGCGACCAUUGUUAGUUUCUCCAACAACGAGACGGAUCGUCAAUCUGUGGAGCGAUUGGUUCUUCAGGAUACCUUGAAUUUGAUCGGUCAUCGUUUGGAAGAAGUUCUCAGGCCGAAGGAUCCUGACAUUGCAAAGGGCAUGCACGACGAGUCACGCAAAGACAUUAUCGGCCUUGUCAAGAAUUCAAUCGCUCUCGAGUGUCAGUGUCUAAAGUCGGACUUUGAAGCCCUGAAUAAGAAGGAACCUCUUCGACACGGUUCGAGUUCGUAUUCACCAGAAAUCUGGACGGCUAUCAUCAACAACCUGCGAGAUGAUAAUGCCGACCUAUCGUCGGCCGCACUGAUUGGGAUUAUGCCUUUACCAGGCUUGGAACAGUUCCGGAUCAGGGACGGCCAAGAGUUGGUUCAGGAGAAGAAAUCGUUCAAUACUAUCUUCGACAAACUGACUGGAAUGGUUGGGAAACUUCUGGAGCGCAUUUCGGAAUUCAGCCCGCAGCAUCUGGAUGCUUUGUUCAGAGCUCAAGAUACCAGUAUGUCUUUGAUUGCCGCUCUCUUCUCAGCCGACCAAAGCACAUAUGAAGCCGCCAUUGAGGUGGUCAAGAACAUCAGUUCACAAUCGGGACGAAAGGAAGCACUAGCUCAUUUGAUCAACGCGUUUCUGGGGGUCACUAUCUAUGGUAUCUGCUGGACAUUCCGGCGCAUCGCCAACUACAAGACCUUUGCUUCUGUACCGCGAAUGCUCAAGACGGGCAUGGAAAUUCUCGACAUUCUGUGCAAUCCUUCCGAUGGUCAACUGAGAAGAGCAAACAUCACAGGAAGAGACGCCUCGGCCGUGCAAAGCUAUUGGUCGUACCAAUGGGUUGCCCUUCGGGUGAUAUACAGCCAGACAGAGAGAUGGUCAUAUGAACUUCACAGCAAAGAAAUCAUGAUCGAGGUUUGUCGAGACGCAAUGCAAUAUGCUCAAGCUUUGUUCGACCAAUACGACCUUUUUGCUAGUGUCUUGACCAAGGCCAAACCAGAGAAGGCGCAGGAAAUCCCCAAGCUGCUUUUGGAUGCGAAGGAUGCUCAGACCGGGUCGCCUCUGAAUACCUUGGACGCGAUGGCAAAAUGGCUGAGGUUGCGCGACGAAUAUCUCGCCGAUACGUUGGUCUCGCUCAUCACAGGUAUGCUAUACCGUCUCAAAGCUCAUCAAGUAACUACCGAGAGCGACGGUCUGGGGUAUGUCCAGGAAGUUGCAACGAAGCAGUCUGUCAAGACUAUUCUCUCAGCAUCACAGAAGGCCAGGUUGGUGCGAGCAUUGGAGAACUACUACGGCCGCCAGAUCGAAAGACCCGUUGUGAAGAAACAGGCCACGCUCAAUCUGAAGGAGUGGACAGACUCUGCGGCUGUCUCACGAUCUGGUGCCUCGACACCUGAUUCUAGAGACCGUAGCGUUGAUGAGUUUGGCGACGACGAUAUCGCUGAUGACGAUCUCAUCGAAAUUGCCAGCAAAACCCUGGAUACUCACAAGGGAUCCGUCACCACAAAAGACACGAACCACAUAAAGUCUUUGCUUUCUAGGCCCCAGCCUACCAAGCCUAAAGCACCAGCGCAAUCAUUAGCGGAAGUUCAAGAGAAGAAAGCUAAAGAAGCUCGAGCCUUUAUCGAAAACCGGAAGCGUGAGGAGGCAGCUCGAAAGUUACGUGACAGGGAAGCUGCUCUGAGGCUGCGAGGCAAGACUGGCGUGGGCCAACAGACUGCCGGUCAAGGUUCGGGCCUUGCGGGCAUUGGGGUGGUGGGAAAAGACCAUUCAGCAGGGACAAGCGGUUUGAUGGUCUCGUCAGAAUCCGAAUCCGAGACCGACUCGGACGAAGAGUUGUUCGGCAAGCUACCCAGGCCCCCAACAGUACGCCAGGCUGGUGCAAGGAAGCCCAUUCCUGCUGGACCAGUACGCAAGAUCAAGCAAGUCCGUUCACAAAAAGAUGUGAGAGCUCGACUUGCACCUGACCUCACAGAAUUGCACCGGACGAUACUCAGUUGGGAUUUCUUUGCGGAUACCGACCUGCCACCUAAUUCGAUGAGAGAUGAUUACACGUUGGUGACAGAGACAUUUCGAACACCCCAGGAUUACCAGAAGACCUUCGAGCCUUUGCUUGUACUUGAGAGCUGGCAGAGCUUCCGCGCCGCUCGUGAAGAUGGUACUUUCAAAACCUUUGAGGUGAAAGUGGCCAACUCGUUGAUCGUCGAUAAUUUCGUCGAGGUUAAUUCCCAGCUAUCUUAUGCAGAGGGGAAAGAGCUCGGCAUUGGCACUUCGGAUGUCGUGCUGUUAUCGAGGGCCAAACAGCCGCACCAAGAUCCCAACGAGCCACAUUGUUUAGCUCGAGUCAAGGAGAUUACCAGAAAGAAGGGUGAAGUGCAAGUUGUUUAUCGUGUCUGCGCGUCAAAUAACCCUUUGCGACCCUUCCUCAAUGACAAAUCAACUGUUUAUGGCGCCCAGAUUCUAUCGCUCACUCCGCUCGAGAGAGAGUAUGGUGCAUUGGUGGCUUUGCAAUAUUACGACCUUUGUGAGGAGAUUAUCCGAGCGAAGCCAUCGCCUAUCCUCGAUUACCCCGGGAGUGCGCUGGAGCCUAUCAAGAGAACGUAUGGCGUGAAUCUAGCCCAGGCGAAGGCGGUCAAGUCUGCACUUGACAACGAUGCUUUCACCCUGAUACAAGGUCCCCCAGGUUCCGGAAAGACCAAGACUAUAUGCGCUUUGGUUGGUGCAAUGUUGACUGGCUUUGUCGAGAAGUCCGAGUCUCAUGGCCCACGGUUGAACACAGCCACAGGGCGUCCAUUGGCAGCUCCUCCAGCUGCAAAAAAGAUCCUGGUCUGUGCGCCUAGCAAUGCCGCUGUCGACGAACUGGUCAUGAGAUUGAAGCUGGGCGUUACCCUUCUGGACGGGUCGUCCGAGAAGUUGUCGGUUGUGCGAUUAGGCCGGAGCGAUGCCAUCAACGCGAAUGUCGUCGAUGUCACUCUCGAAGAAUUGGUCAAGGCCAAACUAAACACCUCAGCGCCAAAGGAUCCGCGAGAAGAUAUCCAAUCCGUUAUGAUGGAGCACAAAGCAACAAGUGACGAGCUGAUCGUGGUGCGUGAUCGGAUUACUGAAGCACGUGGCAAAGGUCAACCGGUCCCCGCUGCGGAUGAGCAGUUGAUGGACGCCCUGAAACGCAAGAAGAAUGGCUUGGGCUCCAAGAUCGACACCCUGAGAGAUCGUCAAAAUACUGCUUCUCGCGAUAUGGAGCUUAAUCGCAAGCGGGUUCAGCAAGAGAUCCUGGACUCGGCACAUGUCCUGUGCGCCACUUUGAGUGGAAGUGGACACGAAAUCUUCCAGGGUCUGAAUAUCGAAUUCGAAACCGUGAUCAUCGACGAGGCCGCCCAGUCAAUCGAAUUGUCAGCGUUGAUUCCAUUGAAGUACGGAUGCUCAAAAUGUAUCUUGGUGGGCGACCCUAAACAGCUGCCACCAACGGUGUUGUCACGGGAGGCCGCCAAGUUCCAAUACGAACAGAGUUUGUUUGCCAGAAUGGAGCACAACCACAAGAAGGAUGUUCAUCUCUUGGACACCCAGUAUCGUAUGCAUCCCGAGAUCAGUCUGUUCCCGAGCAGGACAUUCUACGACUCUCGGCUCAAAGAUGGUGCUGGGAUCGCCAAACUACGACAUCGACCUUGGCAUCACAGUACUAUCCUUGCCCCGUAUCGAUUCUUUGACGUUCAAGGAAUGAGUCAAGCAGCCACGAAAGGCCAUUCUCUGAUCAACAUAGCCGAGUUGAAUGUGGCGAUGCAGCUCUACGACAGAAUAGUGGCCGACGUUCCAAAGUACGACUUUACCAGAAAGAUUGGCAUCAUCACCCCCUACAAAGGGCAGCUCAAGGAAUUGAAGCGGCGCUUUGCACAAAGAUAUGGGGACAAUAUAAUAUCGAAGGUCGAAUUCAACACCACGGACGCUUUUCAGGGAAGAGAAUGCGAAAUCAUCAUCUUCUCCUGUGUACGAGCUUCGACUAACGGGAUUGGGUUCUUGAACGACAUCCGGCGUAUGAACGUGGGUCUGACGCGAGCCAUGUCUUCGCUUUGGGUGCUCGGUAAUUCACAGGCACUUAUGCAGGGCGAAUUCUGGCGAGCUUUGAUCAACGAUGCCAAAACUAGAAAACUGUACACGGAUGGAGACAUCGCAAAUCUACUCCGACGACCGCUCUUGACGGAAGCUAUGAUGAAAGACGACGUCGACAUGAUGGAUGCCAAUGAAUCGACACCCCAGGAAGUACCCCUUACACCAAGUACAACGAGCGAGUGGUCUGGUGCGAAAGAGGUAGUCUCUGCAGGGCAGUCAGCACCGAGACUCAAGCUGCCAGACGCACCUGGCUCAGGAGCCUCGUCACAUCAGCCUACCCCUCAGCCGUCGAGGCCGAGCAGCGGUCUUUCCCACCGCUCUUCAGGUUCUGCUCCUGCGAGACCGGAGGCGCGGCGUCCAGAUCCGUCUCAUUCGGAGUCGAAGAAAGAAACACUUAGAACGGCUCUCAAGAGUGAGGUGAAGUCGUCGAACAGUUCACGGACAGAGCCACCCUCACUGCCAGAAUAUGCUGCACAGGAGCAGCUCAAUCCUGGAGUAUAUGGCCCUUCGGGUGGUAUCAACGGUCUGAAUGAUCUUGCAAACUGUGCUAUAUGCGGUUCCUAUGAGCAUUUCAGUUUCAAUUGCGACAACGAAGCGGCCAGAGCCGCCUCUCUUGGCAACUGCCAUCGCUGUCAUCGGCCCGGGCACAGCUUCACUAGCUGCUCCGCCCCUCGAUGCCUUAGCUGCGGCGAAGUUGGGCACACUGCCGAAAAUUGCAGUGCACCUCUUAAGAUGAGGUUGACCAAAACUCAACAAACCGAGGUAAAGAAUCAAGAAGUUAGAUUCGGCCGAUCCAAAGACAAGGCAAGAGAGCGACGUGUAGAAAAGCAGCUGGGCGAGCAUGGUGCGAAGAUCCCCAUUGUGAAGAGUACAGUUCCACCUGUCUCGAAUACCAAUGGCGGCAAUGUCAAGAGGAAGCGAGAUGAAUCCAGCGACUCAGACCCGAACAAAGUACGGAGACGGGGCAAGCAUGAUGGGGUCCCCAAGAAUGGGAAUGCUAAUGGGAGUGUUCCCUCUGGGCUUUCACGUACUCCGCCAACCGGGCCAGCAGGUAUACCAACAAACCCUUCAGUAGGUGUACCAGGAGCUCCAACCGGGCCAGCAGCAAUAAGAGCGCCGUCUGGUCCCCUUGGUAAUGGCAGACCUGGAAUGGCGAGCAACGGACAGCCAGUAGUACGCAAGAAGAAGGCAAAUGCCAACGACAUGUUUGUGAGGAAAAGAUGACGAAGGAAGGUGGAAGGAACGUUUGGGCCGAGCGCAUCAAGACGUGAUGCGGUCAAAGAUGAUGCAUCACUUUGGCAGGGGGUCUUUGGGUAUCCAGGUACCCCUGAAGGCGUGCGGGUGUCAAACCCCGGAUACUGGGAUAAGAGAAAGCCCGGCAAGGGCGCCAAACGGCUUUUCGACCGGAGCUCCUACCGAACCUGAACAGCUUCAGCUUCGGUGAGUUUCCGAAUGUAUGGAUAUUGAAAGUGAGCGUUUUCAGACAGCAUAGCGACCGGCGUGAGUGAUAGAAUCUACAAGAAAAAUCCGUUAAGGGAUUCAGAACGAUUUCCAACAUGUUCUUCUG
Messenger RNA from Exophiala viscosa, 7246 nucleotides. RefSeq names its product senataxin. Gene Ontology annotation, cellular component: nuclear body. The record is from RefSeq and is a predicted model, not a curated record. The transcript has 2 exons. Gene Ontology annotation, biological process: termination of RNA polymerase II transcription. NCBI's taxonomy places the organism in Eukaryota, Fungi, Ascomycota, Eurotiomycetes, Chaetothyriales, Herpotrichiellaceae. The coding region runs from base 295 to 6903 and encodes 2202 amino acids. Gene Ontology annotation, molecular function: transcription termination site sequence-specific DNA binding; zinc ion binding; helicase activity.